Molecule: messenger RNA, 633 nt
Organism: Bradysia coprophila
Lineage: Eukaryota; Metazoa; Arthropoda; Insecta; Diptera; Sciaridae
Biological process (GO): superoxide metabolic process
Molecular function (GO): copper ion binding
Source: RefSeq, a predicted model, not a curated record
AUGAAAGUAAUAUUUUCGUUGUUGCUGAUCACCCUAACCAGCACUCAGAGAGAAACUUAUGCUGGCUUUUUGUCGUCUAUCUGUCAAUUUUUUGACGGUAAAAAUUGUCAAAUAAGUAAAAAUGAACCAGCUACAGCUAUAGCCGUUCUGGAUUCUUCGGAUGUUAAAGGUACUGUUAUUUUCACUCAAACUUCGUGCUCGGGACCAGUAACAAUACAAAUUUCCCUCGCCGGACUUACUGCUGGUGAACAUGGAUUUCAUGUACACGAGAAAGGUGAUAUAUCUGGAGGAUGUGCGACAAUGAAAUCCCACUAUAAUCCGGACGAACAUAAUCACGGUGCACAAACAGAUAAAAUUCGUCAUAUAGGUGACUUAGGGAAUAUAGUAGCAAAUGCUGAUGGCACAUGUAGCAUGACUAUUCUUGAUGACCGUAUAACAUUGAGUGGACAACAAAGUAUUAUUGGACGGGGUCUGGUCGUUCACAAGGACAGAGAUGAUUUGGGAAAAGGUGGUGUAGAAGAUUCACUGACAACAGGAAACGCAGGGGGUCGCAUUGCUUGUGGAAUAAUAGGUUACAAGUAAUGUGUCUUUUACCUUUGACUUUACAAUACUUUGUUCGAAUAAAAGAAAUGC